Messenger RNA from Macrosiphum euphorbiae (potato aphid), 1467 nucleotides. The record is from the annotation of a GenBank genome assembly. Lineage: Eukaryota; Metazoa; Arthropoda; Insecta; Hemiptera; Aphididae.
AUGUCUGUACUUCAAUAUCGAGAGAACAGUGAUUUUGAUGAAGCAUUUAAAAAUUUAUUACAACCUAUUGAAUCAAUUACAAAAAUAGACUCAUGUGAAAUUCUUCAAUAUGAUCUUAUUAAGGAACUGGAUUCGUAUAAAAAUCACUUGAAAAAAUCUCCAAACGGUAUUUCCUCAGUCUUCGUAGAAGCUGCUAUAAUCCUUCAAAACACUUCACUUAUUUAUCAAAAAAAGGUUGAUGUGACAAUCAAUGCCAUGAUGAAUCUUAUUGGGAAAUUCCGAUCUUAUAAAUUAAAUGAAAGUAUUGAUCCAGAUUAUACAGAGAAGAUGGUAGGAAAUAAAAAAAAAAAAAUAAGUAAAAAAUUAAAAUGUUAUUCUUUUUUUGGACCAAUUGAAGGUCACAUCGUUGGAACAUUGAAGAAUUUUGACUGCAAACAAAUAAAUUUGAGGAAAAAACCACUUGUAACAAAAAUUGUAUUGAACACUAAUAUAAAAGUAGAUAAUAAGUACAGUAAAUUAUUACCCUAUAUUUGUAAUGCAAAUAAAGAAAAUAUUGGAAAGAAAUAUGACUUUAAGAUAAAUUUUCCAUUGGAUUGUGAUUUGGCUGUAAAUGAAGAAUUUUAUUGUCCCAUAGAAGAAAAUUCAAAAUCUAAAAGUCCUAUCAGUUAUCGAAAGAACAUUAACUCAUUACCAAUGAAUUUAUUGGAUGUUGAUGAAAUUUUUCCAAGUGCUCCCAACUCAGUAAUUAUUGAUCAGAAUGUUUUCAAUGAAGUUUUCGUUACUAACGAAACUUUGCAGAAUCCAAUACAUAUGUCAAAUGUUAGUCAAAUAACUCAAAAUGAUGAUUAUGAUGAUGAUCCAAGAGCUCAGGUUUUAAAUGCCAAGCGUUAUAAUUAUACAGAUAAGCCUUAUGUGAAAAAAAAGGACCCUAAAAAAGAAGCUGGAGAAAUGUUGUCACCUAUGCAUAUGAAUACCGAUUUCAAUCUCUUAGUUGACAAUGAGGAAGUGGAAGAAAUAUUGAGAAUUGGUGAAUCAAAUGAAAAUGUCCAAACUUAUCAAAGAAAUGCAAUAGAUUUGCAGAACUAUGAAAAUAAUAAAAUGGAAACGAUGAAUGAACAAUUAGAGAUGCAAAAUAGAGUUCAACAAUGGCAUGAUAAUCUUCGGCCAAUUUUAGAAAAAGAAGAAAAAAUGAUUGAAUUUGAUGUACAUGAAUAUGGAACGCGUAUAUUAAGCUGCUUUAAAUCUAUUGGGGAACAAAAAUUGUUCAAAGAUUUAGUUGGAGGGUUAGACAAAGUAGAAGUUGCUCGAUAUUAUUUGUCUUUGUUAAUGAUGAUUAAUACAAAUAAUUUUGAGGUAUCAAAUCAUAUUUCUGAAAAUGAUUUAUUGGUAAAACUAUUAAAAAAGGAGCGCCACCAUGAAGAAUUACAAGUAAAUAUUGGGAAUCAAGUGAACCAAAAUUCACAAUAA